Colletotrichum truncatum is the source of this 861-nucleotide messenger RNA. RefSeq names its product heat shock protein 30. NCBI's taxonomy places the organism in Eukaryota, Fungi, Ascomycota, Sordariomycetes, Glomerellales, Glomerellaceae. Gene Ontology annotation, cellular component: plasma membrane; endoplasmic reticulum. The record is from RefSeq and is a predicted model, not a curated record.
AUGGGUCUACUUCUGAACCGAGCUAACGAGGCUCUCGACGUCAACCCACCCCCACCAGUGGUAGAGCGGUUGAGCGUAAACGGUUCCAACUGGCUCUGGGCCGUCGUCGCCAUCUACACAUUGUUCUUCCUCGGCGUGUAUGCCAUGUCCUUCAAACCCAGGGGCAAUGAGAAGAUCUUCCACUACCUCCUAAGCAUCGCUCUCCUCGUCGGCGCCAUCACCUACUUCGCCAACGCUUCUGAUCUCGGCUGGUCCCUCGUGUCUGGACGCCAAAUCUUCUUCACCAAGUACAUCAACUGGGUUGUCUCAUUCGCCGUGGUGAACAUCCUCCUCGGCCUCGUCGCUAACAUGUCCUGGGCCACUAUUGUCUGGAACAUUUUCCUCUCCUGGGUCUGGGUCAUUAGCUACCUCGUCUCUGCCUACACUUCGUCUGACUACAAGUGGGGCUUCUUCGCUUUCGGCACCGUCGCCUACCUUGCCUUGGCCGUCUCGACCUUCACCCAUGGCCGCGUCGGUGCCAGACGUGUGGGCACUGCUGGCGACUACUGGAUCCUCGCUGGCUACUUCAACCUUUUGUGGCUUCUUUACCCCAUUGCCUUUGGUGUCUCUGAGGGAGGCAACACCAUUGGCGUCACCCCUCACUUCAUCUUCUUCGGCAUCUUGGAUAUUUUCAUGAUCCCCUUCGGUGCCGUCCUCUUCCUUAUCCUUUCCAGGAAGUGGGACUACAACGCCCUGAACCUCUACUUCACCCAGUACGGCCGUGUUCCCCAGGGCGGUCACUUCCCCGAGAAGUCGGCUGUUCCCGCUCCCGGCCCCGGCCCCGCUCCCGCCGCCACUCCGGCAACAACUGCUGCUGUCUAA